Messenger RNA from Cylas formicarius (sweet potato weevil), 1292 nucleotides. Its product is annotated as neurotrimin-like. Gene Ontology annotation, cellular component: neuron projection. Lineage: Eukaryota; Metazoa; Arthropoda; Insecta; Coleoptera; Brentidae. The record is from RefSeq and is a predicted model, not a curated record. The transcript is spliced from 10 exons. The coding region runs from base 21 to 1241 and encodes 406 amino acids.
GGAAGCUGACGCGCACCUUUAUGGCGUCAGCGCGUAAUCAGGAUGUCUUCGCCGUGUUUACGUUCGCGAUUUUUUCUUUAGUGAUAACCGCCAGAACUUUGGAGAGUCCAAACUUUAGCCAGCCAAUCAGAAAUAUUACCGUGCCGGUCGGCAGGGAAGCGGUCUUGGAAUGCGCGGUGCAGAAUUUAAAUCCUUAUAAGGUCGCGUGGCUCAGGGUAGAUACCCAGACGAUCCUGACAAUUCACAGUCAUGUCAUAACGAAAAAUCACCGCAUAGGUGUAACGCAUAGCGAGUUGAAGACGUGGUAUCUGCAUAUCAAAGACGUGAGACAUUCGGACAAGGGCUGGUACAUGUGUCAAAUCAACACCGAUCCAAUGAAGAGCCAAGUCGGCUAUUUGGACGUAGUGGAAAUUCCGGUUUCAGUUCCGCCAGAUAUCCUGGACUAUCCUACCAGCGCCGACAUGCUGGUCGACGAGAAUUUGAAUGCCACCCUCAGGUGCGUCGCGACAGGCUCACCCGAUCCCACCAUCACCUGGAAAAGAGAAGACGGACAGAUGAUAAGGCUGUCAAAUGGAACAGAAGUAUCUAGCACUCAAGGUGACACCUUAAACUUCACAAAAGUUAGAAGGGAACAAAUGGGUCCAUAUCUUUGCAUCGCUUCCAAUGGGAUACCACCAACUGUCAGCAAAAGGAUAUUUUUACAUGUUCAGUUUCCACCAUCGAUAUGGAUACAGUAUCAACUAAUCGGUGGUUAUGACGGCCAGAAAAUCACAUUGGAGUGCCACUCGCAGGCGUUUCCGAAGUCGAUCAACUACUGGACCAAAGAUUCGGGUGAAAUUAUCCCCCACAGUGGAAAAUAUGUUCCGGAGAUCAUCGGAGACAACUACAAAGUGCACAUGAAGCUCACCAUAAAUUAUCUGGGACCGGACGACUACGGAAUUUACAAGUGCGUUUCGAAGAAUUCCCUGGGAGACAUGGAAGGCUCGGUUAACGUAUACAAAAUUCCUCAUCCAAACAUUGUAAUACCAGUGAGGAACAAAAGCGCAACGCACGAGAAAGCAACCGAUUUGACGUAUUCGAUUCGGAAUGCCGGUCCCGGCAAGGACGAAUCGUCAGAGUUGCAUUCAAAGGAACUUGAAUACCACAGCAGUGGCCGUCGUUUCCGCACCAUUUGGCAUCGGGACAUCGCCACGGGAACUCUAGGGCUAAGCUUAUUUGUACAUUUAUCGUUUACGCUGUAAAUUGUUUAAAUUAUAUAUCUGUAUAUGACUUAUAAAGUUUUCUGUGUAAUA